This is a messenger RNA of Ruditapes philippinarum (Manila clam), 8260 nucleotides long. RefSeq names its product serine/threonine-protein kinase A-Raf-like. The record is from RefSeq and is a predicted model, not a curated record. The transcript has 17 exons. NCBI's taxonomy places the organism in Eukaryota, Metazoa, Mollusca, Bivalvia, Venerida, Veneridae. Bases 23 to 2338 code for a protein of 771 amino acids. Gene Ontology annotation, biological process: signal transduction; protein phosphorylation. Gene Ontology annotation, molecular function: ATP binding; protein kinase activity.
CCUGUCUUCUUAUGCAGGUAAUAUGGCGGCUGUUGAAGAUUUUCUACAUAAUGGAGAUGUUUCUUGCAAAUUUACAGUAACACGAAUGGAAAACGAAAAUAUUGAACAGUUGAACGAGGAGAUUCGCAAUCUCGAGAAGUUAAUACGUCUGACAAAGGAAAGGUUAGAAAGGUUGAAUGCUCAAUUUGGAAAAGAGAGGCACCCUCCUGCCUUGUAUUUACAGGAAUAUGAAGAACUUGCAAAUAAGAUUCACGAGUUACAAACACAGCUUCAAGACAAGCAAGCACUUAUAGACAGUGAACUCGAGCCGCCAGAACCCCCACCCAGACCCGAGCCUGCGAGACCCAUAUAUCCGACUACACCUAUAAAUCUGGCUCCCAGCUCCAUCGGAAAUGGGGCAAAGAUUGAGUCGGGCGGCGAUAUGGGAGCUUUACCUAGCCCUAGUCUGUCUAUGAAGUCACCUGUUGGACAUGUGAAAGCAUUCUUGCCUAACAAUCAGCGUACUUCGGUGACAGUGAAGGUGGGGAAGACAUUAGGUGAAGGUCUGGCUAAAGCAAUGAAAUUACGAGACUUUGAUACAGAAGACUGUGAUGUAUUUGAUAGAACAGGGAGACAGUUCAGUUGGGAUGACCCAAUGACAGAUGUCGCAGGGUAUGAACUGACAGUUGUGUUGAAAUCAAAUACAGGACGUCAACAACGUUUCCCAGGAGUUCCCAAUCAUAAUAUAGUACGAAAAACAUUCUUUUCUUUAACUUUCUGUGAUGUUUGCCACAAGUUUUUACUGCAAGGUUUUCGCUGUCAGACGUGUGGUUACCGACUUCAUCAGCGAUGUAAGGAAAAUAUUAACCCACAAUGUGAUACUAGGAAUCUUACUAAACAUUUACUAGCGGACAGUUUUGGUCACUCAAGCAUGUUACUUUCAUCAUACCAAAAUGCCACCCUUUCUCAGCCCUCCUCACGACCGUUUGCCAAUCGGCAGACGCCACCUCUUGUACAGAGAGGCAGAUCUACGUCGGCACCUAAUGUUAGCUUUGUAAAUACGGGUACCACAGAGGAGGAUGUGCGACAACAGUUACAGCAAGCUUACGAGGCCUCUACAAAUCAGCAAGCCCAGGCCGCCCCGUACAGAUACCCAAUGUACAAAGAUAAGCGCCAUGCAAGCGAUAGUUGCACAAAAAUUGUCCCUCACCGAGCGUUGUAUAAAGGUCAGCACAGUAAUACGUUAAAUUUGCCAGGUCGGACGUCAAGUCACAGUCCUGCCGGUAGCCCUACAGAUAGCACUAAUCAUUCUCCAACAACUGUUGGUAAACAACGGCCACGAGCGCGAUCAGUCGAGACAGACCCCGGGAGGAGAACGGGAGGUUGGAGAGAUUCUAAUGAAGAUUGGGAGAUUCCAAAUGAAGAAAUAAUUUUUGGUCCUCGGAUAGGGUCCGGCUCAUUUGGGACGGUAUUUAAGGGUCACUGGCACGGAGCAGUGGCGGUGAAAAGGCUCAAUGUUACUAACCCAACACCUGCACAGUUACAGGCCUUUAAAAAUGAAGUUGCUGUUUUAAGAAAAACUCGACAUUUAAAUGUUUUAUUAUUUAUGGGUUGUACGUCUAAACCACAAUUAGCAAUCAUAACACAAUGGUGUGAAGGUUCGAGUCUGUAUAAACAUUUACAUGUUGAUGAUAUCAAGUUUGAGAUGUUAGGUCUCCUAGAGAUAGGUAGACAAACAGCUCUCGGCAUGGACUACCUCCAUGCGAAGUCCAUAAUUCACAGAGAUCUCAAAUCAAAUAAUAUAUUUUUAACAGAAGAUUUAACUGUAAAGAUAGGGGACUUUGGUCUAGCAACUGUGAAAACCCGCUGGAGUGGCUCACACCAGUUUCAGCAACCUACAGGCUCAAUAUUGUGGAUGGCCCCAGAAGUGAUAAGAAUGCAGGAGCAGAACCCAUAUACAUUCCAGUCAGACGUGUAUGCAUUUGGUAUUGUCUUGUAUGAACUCAUGACCGGCAAUCUACCAUACUCACAUAUAAAUAAUAAAGAUCAGAUAUUAUUUAUGGUUGGUAAAGGCUAUUUAAGUCCAGAUGUGAAUAAAGUGCGAAACGACUGUCCUAAGGCAUUAAUACGUCUCAUGCAAGAUUGCUGCAAAUACGACAGAGAAACUAGACCCUUAUUUCCACAGAUUUUAUCAUCACUAGAAAUAUUACUUAGCUCGUUACCUAAGAUAGGAAGAAGUAGGUCAGAGCCUAUCAUGAACAGUUCACAUACUGAAGACUUCGAGGUGAUGUACAUGUGUGCGUCACCAAAAACACCUAUUAACAGUCAUUACAAUCAAUUCUCAUUCUUGAACUACUGACGAAAUAAUGUAACGAUGGAAGUUACAGGCCGCAAAACGUUCUGGUGGUAUAAUGUUUAUAUCACUAUCAUUCAUAAGAGUGCCCAUCAUUAAAUACAUUUGUGUAUCAGAAAUGGAAAUAAUAUAAACUUGUUUAUCAGUUUUCAUGUUUGAAUUACUGAGUGGCGAUCAAGAGACGGUAAAAAAGAUUCUCGAGGGGUGAUAUCAUAUACUGGAGUAGUGUUUGUAAUUCAUGUACGUAGGUCGUUAAGUACAUGUACAUGCAUACUUGUUUUGGUGCUAGUGAAAACAAAACACAACAACAAAAAACUAUUCCUUAUACAUUCACAAUAAAACUUCCGUUACGAGAUGAGCAUGAGUUGAUGAGCUAUUGUUAUUUCAUAGCUGUUGCGCUAGUGAAGUUACGUGCAAACUGAACGGUGUUUGUUCGGUUAUUUUUUAUUUGUGCGCUGAUAAAAGACGCAUUUGAUAACAUAGUGUGAACAUUUUAUUUUGCAAAAGCUGGAUAUAGGUAAAAAGUUGCCUUUGUGUUUCGUAUAGUGACAACACAAGUGUUUUUGUGUUUUUAUUUCCAUACAUUCUUACAUGGAGUUAGUGGGAAACUUCAUUGUUUAUUUUUUUUUGUGAUUUUUUUUUUAUAGACCCCAUUAUGCAUUGAGUUGCAAUGUAGCAAGGUGUUGUGGACGGCUUAUCACAGUUUCACACGUGACUAAUCGUGACUUUAGCACUGUGGUGGUACCAGUGAGUAGACAAUAUGGUGUAACACAUUCACGAGUGUGAUAGUGCCGUGUUAACAGUGUUAGCCGAACUUUGGCUAAACUCUUGCUAAGAUAAAUACAUUUGAGCCGCGUCACGACAAAACCAACAUAAUGGGUUUGCGACCAGCAUGGAUCCAGACCAGCCAGCGCAUCCGCGCAGUCUGAUCAGGAUCCAUGCUGUUCGCUAUCAGUUUCUCUACUUGUAAUAGAGUUGGUAAGCGAACAGCAUGGAUCCUGAUCAGACUGCACGGAUGCGCAGGCUGGUCUGGAUCCAUGCUGGUCACAAACCCAUUAUGUUGGUUUUGUCGUGAGGAGCCUCAUUUAUAUAUAUAACCCUGCUGUGAUUGUUUUAAAAAGAGAAACUUUAAGAGAUUACAGGAGUUAAAAGAUGUGUGGCAUAAUCUACGGACAAUACAGAUAAUGCUGCACUUAAUGUACACUUGGUUUGCAUAUGUACUAAUUUAAUGGUACAUGUACAUGCAGACUUGGACUUUUUAGAAGUUUUAGAGAUACAGUGAACUGCCUUAGGACCUGCCAUCUACAAAUUACUUAUGUCAAUUAUCUGUCUUAAUAUUAAGUUACAGUCAUUUUAAGAAUUUGUGCAUGUUACUAUAAUACAUGUAUAUAGGUUUGCCAUAAAAUGGUUCAUAAAUUUCUACAUAUAUGCACCAAUAUUUAUCCCAUACAUCAGUUCAACUUGAAAAUGUCAUUUUCUGUAAGUCUGUUAUUGUUACAAUGUAACUUUGAAGAUAACGUAAAAUUUUGAAUCGUUUCAUAAUUCCUCAAUAAAUAAGUAACAUUUCUGUUAAAGUUUUAAUCAAAUAUAAUAUUAAAGAAAAGAAGCAGUCUGUACUUGGGUGCUAUUUUGUUAGUUUUGGUGUAUUUAUGACUUAAAUAUAUUCUUUCACUAUCACAGUACAGGAAUAUGUCCAUGAAAAAUAAAAUGGAAACCAAUCUCAAUUCUCAGCAUCUGAUUGGUUAUUUUGAAAUCCACAAUUUGAAGUUGACCAAUAGCAAAGGUUAUUUGGUUUCCCUUAGACUGGUCUCAGUUGUUUUGAAUCCUCAAAUUUAAAAUUGGCCAAUGGUAGAGGAAUUCUGGCUUUCUCUUACACUGGUCUCAAUUCUCAGCACCUGAUUGGUUAUUUUGUAAUUUGAAAUUGGCCAAUUGCAGAGAGUUUCUGGUUUUUUCCUUAACUAGGUCCCAAUUCUCGAACCAUGAUUGGUUGUUUUGAAUUUUCCAGUUUAAAACUGGCCAAUGGCAGAGGAAAUCUGUUUUUCAUGAAUACUGGUCUCAACUCUCAGCACAUAAUUGGUUAUUUUCAUUUAUACAAUUUAAAAUUGGCCAAUGACUUGUACAAUCAAGAGUUAGGCUCCAAUAUCAUCCAUACUUUUAUAACUCUUUGGUAUUUUAUUUACUAAAUCUACGUGAUGGCUAAAUGAACAUGAUUUCAAAAUCAAGUUUCAGAUACGAUGAAUUAGCAGAGGGUUUUAAAUAUACAAAUCCUCAUACGGCAGUGACUGUAUUCUCUAUAAUGAUAACAUUCUUCUGUGAUGUAAUUAAGCCAACAAAAUUAAACAACAGACAUGUGUCCUAUUUUUUUUUUUUUUUUUUUUUUUUUUUUAAAUUUGAUUUUCUUGAUAAAAUUUACGAGGCAAUAUACAGUAUAUGAAAAUUGGUAAAAGCUGUAAAUUGUUUAACUUCCUUCACUUUCACUGGGCUGUAUAUCAUCGUAAUAGGAGGCUGUCUGUUGUUUAAAUUUGUAGGCUUACCUGUUUUUUUCUUGUUAUUUUAUAUAUGUGUGAGAGAGAUUUAAUUUAUUUGCAUGUUGUUUGAAUGUAGAAAAAAAGGAAAAAAAGUGUACAAUUUAGCAAAUGGUGAAAUGGACAGGUUUUUAUAUACAUGUAGUUGCUUUCUUGCAGAAUUUUGGUGAAACUUGAAAAUUGGAAAUGUUUAAAAAAAAAGGGGAAAAGAUCAGUCAGUAAUUUUAAUAGAUUUAAACUGUAAGCAAUGAUUACAAGAUUUCGAUAAAGAAAAUGUUACUGGAUUUUCAGAAGUUAAAGGGAAGUACUUCUGGUGAUAAAUCUGAUAAUGAAUAGUACAUGUAUAAUGAUGUAUUAAAUCCUAGUCAAAGUCACAUACUCUCCACUCUUCUUUCUUUAAUUCUUAACCUGCUGAAUUUAUAAAAUGGACUUGCCCAUUAUCUAUUUUUGGAACUGUCCAUUAUCUAUUUUAGGAAUGUCAAGAUGAAAUUUUAUAAUAAGUCAGCCAACAGUAUAGCGUCUGGCUAGACUGCAUGGACAUACAGGCUGGCCUGGCUCUAUACUGGUGGCAAAUGUUUAUCACAAAAGUAGCAGAAUUCACAGAAAACUAUUAUAAAGGUUGUUUACUAACCUAUUAUUCAUGGUUUGGAUCUUGAAUAUUACUUAGUUUUAACCUUUAAAAAAAGAUUUCAAGUUAGAUUAUUUUGAAAAGUAUCAUACUCAUCUGGGGUCGUGCCUCUUUAAAAGAGAGAAACGUAAAUUAGUCAUAAGAAAGAACAUAAAAUAAAAUAUGAAAUACAAGUGUAUUUUAUGAAUUGUAGGCUUGUUUUGGAUAAGAUUUUAAUAUAUAAUUUAGACUUGAUUUUGCUUGGAUAUGACGUGAUUUAAGACUUAAUUUUGCAAGAAAUGAAAUGACUUAAGACUUUAAUUGGCUAUGAUAUUAAUUGGUUUAAAACUUAAUUUUGCUAUGAUAUGAAAUGAGUUAAGAAUUAAUUUUGCUAGGAUUUAAUAAAUGUUAAAGGUAAUUUUGCUAGGAUGUGAAAUGACUUACAACUUAUUUUGCUAGGAUGUGAAAUCACUUAAGACUUAAUUUUGCAAGGACAUAAAUUGACUUGAGACUUAAUUUUGCUAGAAUAUGAAAUGACUUUGGCAUGAUGUAAUAAGUGUUUGAAUCUGUAACUGCUGGCUUUAGGAUCUGAAAGUGCCUUUCUUAAGUUUGUUAACAUUCAACUUUCAUUUUGCCUCAUAUUUCAUUAUAGUUAGUCAAAGGUUUAAAAAAAGAAAUAUAAUGACAUAAUUUUUCAUUUUUCCAGUUAGUCGUACUGUAAUAUUGAAUAUCUGAUGUGAAAACCAUUUUGUCAUUCUCAAUUUUCCAAACACCAGUCCUGGCCUCAAGGUUAUAUUUAUUUCUGAGUUUUGACUUAAUCUCAAGAUUUUCAUUGGUCAGUGUACAUUCUGUGGGAGUUUCUGGCCAAUCAAAUACCGAAGAUCUGAGUUUGAGCUUGAAGAAUUUCUGUAGACCCUCGGACCCAGGUCAUGACUUGCCUAUGACACCAGUAUAGAGCCAGGCCAGACUGCCCAUACACGCUGUCUGAAUAAAAUCUAGACUGUUUUCUGCUUUAUUUUAGUGUUAUUUAUACAGCCAUCUAUAAAACUAGCACUGAACAAUUUCAAAUUUAUUCUGCAGCAUAUCCACUGCAAAUGAGUUUAAAAGGAGGGUGUAAGAGAACAAUAAAUUUAUAGAAACACUAUAUCUGACCAGACUUUCAUUAAUUCAAAUUAAACUCAUGAUUUUAAAGCUAAAUUUUUACAUUGUACAGUGUUCAGAAUUCAUUCAACUUUAACUUUUAAAGGCAGAAAUCUGCAUUAAUUUUUAACUUGCAAAAUUUUGUAUGAUGGAUAAUCCCUAAUUUUACUGAAAAUGCCCAUUGUUUAUGUUACAAGAUUUGAUAUCAAAAUACUCAUAUUAGAUAAGAUUUGAUAUCAAAAUACUCAAAUUAGACAAGAUUUGAUAUCAAAAUACUCAAAGAGCCAGUACUAUAACAGUGGAUAAACAAAAUCACUAUAUUAUGUCUAAAAUUUGAUAUGUAUGAUGUCUUAUGAUUACUGUACAUUUCUUGGGAGUCUGUAAUAUUUUAACUAGUACCUUUCUUGUAAAAACAGAAACUGAAUGUUCGUACACUGCUAUUAUGAUGCUUAUCAAAUUGCACGAACGUGUACUGGUGCGCACUUUCCAGGCUCUAUACUGGUAGCAUGGAUAAGUUGUUUUAAUUGCUAGAAUUGAGUUAAAAAGGAUUUAACAGUUAUAUUGUCAAAUAUUCGAUUUUCUUUUCAGACUUAUGAAAUGCGAUUCAUUAAAAUUGUAACAAACGUCUUCAAAAUUUCUUAACAGUAUUGUCCCCAUUUACUUCUUAAAAUUCAUAUGUGUAUAAAAGAAAUUGUUAUCAGAAAACAUUUUUUUUUUUCGAUUUUUUUAUGUGCAAUAAAUCAAGCCUAAGAAAAACAUCAUGUUCACAUUUUACUUUUUACACACAAAGUUUACUAACCAAUUCUGCUAAUGGAAUUAAAAAUAGUUCAACUAAGUCAAAUUUCGUCAUCCCAGGCCUCAUAAUGUACAGAUAUUUUACACCCAAUCAGCUUACAGUUUUUUUUUCUCGAUUUUUUUUUUUUUUUUUUUUUUUUUUUCAAAUUUGUUAGACCGCGUCUCAUCUUCAGUUACCGUGCAAGGAUUUAAUCCAUGUUCAUCAUGUAUAUCUAUGUAUUAUUAUUUUCUCAUAUUUAUUCUCAUGUUGGACAAAUUUUUAACAAAUAAUGAAAUGUGAAUGAUGAUAAAAAAAUUUAUAUAGAAAAUAUUGUAUUUUAUAUUUGUGUUGUUUUAGUGUUUAAAUAAUGCAUUGAGAAGAUGUUGAUUAUCACCAAGCAUUUAAUUGAAAUAGAUCAGCCGGUACCCAAUUUUUAAUUGUUUUUGCUGCUUUAAGUUAAUCUACUGGUACCUGGCACUGUACUUUACCUAGUGCUAGACUUUAUAUUGAACUGCUGGUUGUAAUAUCAAGUUGAAAUGCCAGAAUCUUAAGAACAAGUUGGUGAACUGGUACCAAGCUUCAAUUUGAUGCCAGGUACAAGAAUUUAAUAAUGUAUCCGGUAUCAAGCUAUUAAAAUAGAUCCAGUUAUUAAGUUUUGUAAAUUUAGUUGAUAAAUUGGUACCAGUCAUUUUGUUAAUAAACUGGUACCAAACAUAUAUUGUAUUUGAUAAGUUGGUACCCAAAAUCAUGUUGAUCAGCUUGUUCCCAGUAUCUAGUUCAAUAAGCUGGUUCCUAUUUGCAGGAUGUUAUAAUUGUGAUGGUGUUUUUUUCUUCUUCUGAAAUGUGAACAAGAAUGUGGAAUAAAAUCUAAAAGAUGUUAA